Saprolegnia diclina VS20 is the source of this 2100-nucleotide messenger RNA. Its product is annotated as serine/threonine protein kinase. Gene Ontology annotation, molecular function: ATP binding; protein kinase activity. The record is from RefSeq and is a predicted model, not a curated record. NCBI's taxonomy places the organism in Eukaryota, Oomycota, Saprolegniomycetes, Saprolegniales, Saprolegniaceae. Gene Ontology annotation, biological process: protein phosphorylation. Bases 882 to 1985 code for a protein of 367 amino acids. The transcript has 2 exons.
CGCGCCCAACCGCUCAAGGUCUCCGCCUGCCCGUUCUCCGGCGCUCAGGCAUCACCACGCUCCAAGCAGCAUCUCGCUCGAUGCGCAUCGACGGCUCGCAGGCAGCGCAACUCUGGCGGCUGUGUGUAGUCGUUAGCCGCCAAAGUGCGAGUUUUAGCUGGCCUUUCUAGCUCGUUCGCGUCGCGUGCCCAUCGAUCUCGUGAGGGACCGAGACGGUGCAGAGCAGAUAUUAUGUGGGCGGAUGCGGCACGCGCUGGCCCGACGACUGGCCCGACGAUCGUGUCUCUGCGCCAGCGUCGUUGAAGGACAAGCGCUCGUAGUACAAGGCGAUGGCGUGCGUCCACGAGGCAGCAGAGCACCUUGGUAGCGUCGGACGCACGACGCCAUCCGCAGUGCCCCUUCCUCGCAUCCACUAUGUAGCCGACCACGGUGGCGACCAGGAUGACGUGGUGGCGCCAUCUGGUCGAGCCUUUUCGAACGUGUUGCUUUUUUCUUCUUCUCUGUCCGCAGUGGACGUCGCGAGGCUUCUUCCAGCUGCACACUGCAUGGCGAUGACCCUCGGCGAGCGCAUCACGCCAACACGAUUACGGCAGCGACAUGGCACCCACAACGUCGGCGAAGACAUGACGACCGUCAAUGGGCGCGUGCCAUGGCCAUGUUCGCAGCCAUCAUCAUCAUCAUGUACUCUGUCGUUGCGGCGUGUCGUCAGCUGCUGAGCCCAGCGCGUGGGUGCUAGUGGCCAGUCACAGUCCACUGCAACCAGCUCGCGCCACCCGCGCGUGCGGCGACCGCGGUGCCUGGUCAAAUAUCGCAGCCGUCGGUCGCACCGUCGGAGAACCAGAGAAGGAGAAGGAGGUCGUCUUCGUCGUUGAUGCGACCUGAUGAGGUCAGUGUUCUGGGUGGCGGUCCCACGGUGGAAUUUUGCGCCUCAGAUCAAGGCAGUGCACAACAGUGGGACGCGUGAUCGGUCGGCCAUCGACGCCGAGCGUCAAAGAGCAAGUUGCCUUGAGAUGACCAAGUCGAAUUACUUUGUCGAAGGCGUGAUUGCCAAGGCGCUGUACGGCCAAGUGCUGCUCUGUCGCAACGAGAAAGGUGGGCGCGCCGCGGUCAAGCGCGUCGACCUCUCCAUCUCGGGCACGCGGCCGUCGGACCUCGACGACCUCGACGAGAUGAGCGUGCGCGACGAGAUCGAGGCCGAGAAGCACGUCAACCUCGUGCUGCAGAAGCACCGCCACCGCAACCUCGUGGCCAUGGACGACCACUUUGAGGUCGACGGCUUCCAACACUUUGUCUUCGAGUACUGCGCGAACGGCGAGCUCUUUGACGCGCUCAAGCACGCCAAGGGCGGUCGCUUCAGCGAGCUCCGCGCCUUGCACUACUUUCGCCAGAUCGUAGCCGGCGUGCACCACAUGCACCGCCAUGGCUACGCGCACCGCGACCUCUCGCUCGAGAACGUUCUCUUGACCAAAGACAAUGUGUGCAAGGUCUGCGACUUUGGCCUCGCCGUGCCGCUGCCGGGCGUGGCCACCGAGACGGUCGGGAAGCUCAACUACAUGGCGCCCGAAGUGCACGCGGGCGACGUCUACGACCCGGCGCUCGCCGACGUGUGGUCGCUUGGCAUGAUGCUCUUCAUCAUGCUCUCGGGCGUGCCCCUUGUCGACGUGCCGAGCGACAGCGAUCGGCGGUUCACGAUUCUGCACGAAUAUGGCGUCGAGGCCAUCGUGGGCAUGUGGCACAUGGAACACCUCAUCUCGCAUGCGAUCCUCGACCUCCUCCAGUCGAUGCUCCUCGUGCAUCCAAGCAAGCGCGCGACCAUCGCGCAGGUCAAGCGGUACCUUGACACGAUGGACCGCCCGGAGGUCCCGCCGCCGCCGCCGAUGCAGAGCCGCGGCAAGGCCAAGAAGCCAAAGAAGGUGGCAACCAAGCUCAAGCAGCCGAUGGUCGGCGGUGGCAAGUGGCGCAGCCUCUUCCAGCGCUGGUUCUGAGCACCGGGAUAUCACACUAUUUAUACACACUCACUAUUUUAUGCUCCCACAACGUGUGUUUUCCAUCGCAUCCCACCAACACACAUGAUACGCACACCAAAAAAUUAAAUCCCAC